AUGGAUAACCGCGGUUCCUUUUUCUUCUUUUUGUUGGUGUUCUACCUUCUCCUUAGCUCACAGUCUCGACCUCCGUUGAUCGACCAGGAUCGAGCACGGCAGCGCCAGCUUGACCAUGAGCGACAGGUCCUUCGGCUGUUAAAUGGAUCAACAUAUGGCGACUUCGAUCCGCCCACCAAUCGAUGGCUUCCUUUUUCGGGAUUAAGAAGUAAUGAUAGCUAUGCUUGGGACCUUUUCCCGCAGGUCAAAAGCCUUGCUCGCCACCAGUUACAAUCAGCAGUCUCAAACGCGGGAUUAGAACCCCCGGAUGGUCUAGAAGACUCCACUCUUGCGCCCGCAUUGAACUUGACCAAGCUCCUGCUUCCUUUAUACCGCAAUACAACUGGAAAACUCCGGGGAGACUGGGUUCGACAAAUCGAAGGGGCUAAUCGCCGUGAACCACUGAAUACGACCGCCAUUGUCGAAGAGCAUGAAUACUUUACCCAUGAGUUUAGCCACAACAUCACCGGCAAUGGCGGCACUUUUUACUUUGAUCUCGAGGAGGGAGGCGGCCAAGAGCUCCAGGUGGGUGGUGGCAUUGCAAGAGAAAUGCGAGCGAGUUUGACGGUCGAGGGCGACGAUUUCUGGGGAAGUACUUGGUAUCUCUCGUUGUUUGGCGUACACUUCCCAGACACCGGAAGUAUCGUUCUAAGUACUUCUAGCGAGAAGUUCGGUGGAAUUUUCUCUUUGCCGCAUUUCAUGCUAUCUUCCGACAUGUAUGAACUGUCCCAUGAGCUUCUUCUGAAGUCGCUAUCGGAUAGCAUUUCGGAGAAGCAGGCUGGCCCCCAUUCGUUGUUCCCCUGGUCCUCUCUGGCAGGAACAGAGCAAAUGGAGUUCCCUGCGCCUAAAUGCGAACAUAUCAUCUAUUUGCAGCAGCAUCCUGUCAUGAUUGGAGAUGCCGCUGCUGAUCGAUUGCUACUGGAGCGUAUGGAGCAAGAGCUCAGAUAUCCCAUGGGGGCGCCAAUUCCAGAUCCUCCUCUUAUGGUCAUGUCCGCUGUUGUCUUCUCUCCAGACUGCGGAUACAUACUCAAAACAAAAGGAACUCCCGAUUUCCCUCCUUCUGAUUCGUUAUAUGUGACUGGGCCUAAGCGUGAAGAGUACAGUAAAUACGCAGCCCGUCUCAUUUUCGUGGUUUCCGGUGUUUUUGUUGCACAAAUUACCUUGCUUCUGCGACAGAUCAAAGAGGCCUCGACUCCUUCAACACGCAGUAGAGUCAGCUUCUAUACCAUCGCAUUGAUGGCGCUCGGCGAUGCGUUCGUUUUAACAUUCAUUGUGUUGGAACUAUAUGCAGCUGUUUCAUUCUUGGUUUUGACUACUGCAUCAUUUUUGGCGUUCCUGUCAGUGAGUUAUAUUGGAAUGAAGUUUAUGAUGGAAAUAUGGGCAGUGCAAGAACCAGAAAGACGCGAGCAAGAUCGUCCGCAAAACCCACCGACAGCAACUCCUCACCCUGCAACUUUGCCUUUGCCUGCCACAACUCCUGCAAUACGGGACUCGGGAGCCACCCCAAUCAUCUUGUCACCCGAUCAAGAUGCCCCCGACGAUGAGAUGGAUGAGCCGCCGCCAGCCACCCGAACCGCACCUCCAACUCCAAGGCAAAUCCGCAGCGAUGUCGGAGCGAUGUAUGCACGAUUCUAUCUCGCGCUGUUUGGCAUGUUCAUUCUAUCAGUUUGGGCCUUCCUCCUGCCAAGACGGCUGGGUUCAAUCUACACCCGGUUGUUGGCCGCAGUUUAUCUCUCCUUCUGGACUCCACAGAUCUACCGCAACGUAGUGCGAAAUUGCCGCAAGGCCCUUCGAUGGGACUUUGUUGCUGGUCAGAGUAUUCUUCGACUAUUUCCAUUUUUAUAUUUUCUCACUGCCCGUGGAAACGUGUUGUUCAUACGCCCCGAUUACACAAGCGCAUCCAUCAUGACUGGAUGGGUAUGGAUUCAGGCAUGGAUCCUAGUCAGCCAGGAUGUUCUCGGCCCACGCUUCUUUGUACCUCGUGGCUGGGCACCGCAUGCAUAUGAUUACCAUCCUACACUCCGUGAUUUGUCCGGAACGGACGAGGAUCUGGAAGCUGGUGGUGGCGAUCUAUCUAUUGCGUCCCUGCGGGGCGAUGAACGAGACUUGGUCAGUGACUCCAAGGAUGACGAUAAGCAACAGAAGGACCGCAAGAUGGCAUUGUUUGAUUGUGCUAUUUGCAUGCAAGAUAUCGAGGUGCCCGUCCUUCCGCCGCCCUCUGCCUCGGGUGGCAGCAGUGUCGCCGACGGAGCAUCAAGCAUUUUGAGUCGCCGGUUAUACAUGGUUACUCCUUGUCGGCAUAUCUUCCAUACGGCCUGUCUGGAAAGUUGGAUGAGGCUUCGCCUUCAGUGUCCAAUCUGUCGUGAUUCCAUCCCUCCUGUAUAG
Molecule: messenger RNA, 2424 nt
Organism: Penicillium paradoxum
Lineage: Eukaryota; Fungi; Ascomycota; Eurotiomycetes; Eurotiales; Aspergillaceae
Gene: dscA
Product: ubiquitin-protein ligase dscA
Exons: 1
Coding region: 1-2424 (807 amino acids)
Source: RefSeq, a predicted model, not a curated record